Chilo suppressalis (striped riceborer) is the source of this 2824-nucleotide messenger RNA. The record is from the annotation of a GenBank genome assembly. Lineage: Eukaryota; Metazoa; Arthropoda; Insecta; Lepidoptera; Crambidae.
AACAAUUUGUCGCAACAUGAUCAUGCGCAUUACACCAUGAAGGCUACAAAUUGUUAGGGGAAUACCAUCAUUUAGCAUACUAAGGACAUAUUUAAUACAUGCAUUCAUCAUCACCUCUGCUUUAAACGACUAACACCAUCAACGAGGCACACAAAAUUUCAGUAUCCCCAGGCAGCGGUCGUGUCAACAUUGAAUAAUGUGUCUUUGGCUAUUGACAGCAUGUUUGGGUCUUAUUCCUACCAACACUCCUCCGAACAACGUUAUCGUUAUUCAGGGAUUGCCAACGCCAAUAAUACAACCGACGACAGCCCCAGUGACAAAUACUACCACCACCACUACAACAACUACAACGACCACGACAACUUUUCGGCCAAUCAUCACACAAACACCGCCGGUCACCGCAUUCCCUACAGGUGGAGUCGCUUUAGCAGCUGUUGUAGUAUGUAACGAUUCAGAUGUAAUUUGUGUUGCUAAUCCUGAUGACAUCGAUACAGGCUCGCUCCCUAUCGACCCGAGGCUGGGAACUACGCCAGCGACGUCGGCAGCGCUGCGAGUCCCAUCUAUAACCGGAUACAGUGCCCAAGCACCAUCCUUCGAUACAGCUGUGAAAUUCCCAAGAGAGAGACGAAGGAGAAGUUUGGAAGACAAGGAAAAUGUUUUAAACGGUGCUUUGUUUAGUUACAAAAGCCUAAUUCAUAAAAUAACAAAGAGACAAAGCUGUUCAUGUGUACCCGUUGGUACGUGUGCAAAUCAAGGAUCGAAUAAUGGUGGUGGGCUCAUAGACUUCAGAAUUGUUACACCGGGCCAAUGCCCCCCUGGCCAAGUAUAUUGUUGUGGUGGUACGACUUCCUCGAUAGCGUGCGGUACAUUGCAAGCUACGCCCAAUAUUGCUGUGCAACCCGGUCCUGGACAAGCUAAUUAUGGAGAAUACCCAUGGCAGGCAUUGAUUUUAACGAAACAGAAUGAGUAUAUUGCAGGAGGAGUGCUAAUUGACCAAUUAAACGUUCUGACUGUCACCCAUAGAUUGCUUCCAAAUAUUGUUUCAGGCACAGCUCCCAAUAUUAAGGUUCGAUUAGGAGAAUGGGAUGCUGCGGGAACCUACGAGCCUGUUCCAUACCAAGAGUACACGAUACAGAGAGUGUUCACCCAUCCCUCGUACAACCCCAGUACUCUUCAGUACGACAUAACCGUAUUGCGACUGGCGAAUCCAGUGCCUUUUACCCCGGCAGCUGGGUCAGCUGUCACUAUUAACAGAGCUUGUCUUCCGCCUAACGCAGCUUCGACUUACGUUGGGCAAAGGUGUUGGGUAUCAGGAUGGGGGAAAGAUAUGUUUGGUAAUCAAGGGCAAUUUCAACAAAUUUUGAAGGAAGUAGAUGUGCCAAUUGUAGCUUCGGCUACGUGUCAGAGCCAACUGCAGACAGCCAGGCUCGGUCCAAAUUUCGUUUUAGACACAACAUCCUUUAUAUGUGCUGGAGGUGAAGCGAACAAAGAUUCUUGUACAGGUGAUGGUGGAUCUGGAUUAGUCUGCUCAGUGAACGGUCAAUGGGUGGUAGUGGGAUUGGUAGCCUGGGGCCUGGGAUGUGCAGCAAGCAAUGUUCCCGGCGUUUACGUCAACAUCGCAGCACUCUUGCCCUGGAUUCAGCAACAAGUAGCUACGGUAUAAAGUGAAAUCCAAUGGUAGCGAAACAAUAUCAUGUCUAAUAAAUAUUUCUAUCUUGAAAAUAUAUUUUUUUAAAUAAUCAACCAUUUCGGAAGCUUAACGUAAUAAUUUAUUAUUUUAACAGUUUAUACAAAUAGCCAUGUAAACAUUAUAAAACAUUACAAUUCCUAAACAAAAUAAAAGGAUGACCUACUUACAAAAAAACAGCGUUCUAAACGCAAACUUCAACGGCAUUAACUAUAACUUAGUACGGGACGUAUUCUAGUAUUGCAGCGGGAGUUCCGCGUCACGGACGACAAUAUUCGCUAGGCAACCCGUUCAGUCUUCGUCGGGUUUCUCUUCUUUCACUACAAGGGGAGGUGAAGGAUUCGGAACUUCUGGCGGAGGGGCUGGUGGAGGAGAAGCUACCUCAAUAUACUCGUCGGUGUUGCGCUCUUCUUUUAUGUCUGGCUCUCGUUUAACUUCGGCCAAUGGUGGCACGGGAGGUGGAAUCUGUGCAGCUUGAGGUACCGCUUCCGGUGGUGCCAACGCAGCCCACGCCGAUGCUGCUCCUCUCGCGUAGGCCUCAUAGAACGCUCUCUGUGCUAUUUCCGCCUCCUCUAGAUGUACGAAAGCGUGAUUAUCCAACUCGGCCCGGAAGAAGAAUUUCAUACCGCACCGUCCGCAGUCGAACGGUUUCGGCGCUGCUGCGUGUUCGGGGAGGUGACGUUGCAGUCCGGCUGCGCUGGUGAAAACUGCCGAGCAGAGGUAGCAGGUGAACGCGCUUAUUCCGGCGAACGUGUGUUCUAUGAGGUGCGCUUGAAGUCUCGUAGGAGAACCGAGAGUGCGUCUACAAAGGCGGCAGUCGUGAUCUGCUGGUGGAGGGGGGUGAGGGGCGGCGUGCCGAGCGUAGCACGAAGAACAAGCGCGAGCCCCUUCGCCUGUCUCACUUUCUGUCAAUGCCCUCAAACAUAUCGCGCACCGUUGUUCGUCUUCUGCCGGUCGCAAAUGGAAACGAGCGUGAAGCCUUGCCUCCGCCUCUGACGCGAGAGUUUGCCGGCAAACAACGCAUGGUGCCGGCAGCGUGGGAUGAUGUCGCGCCAUGUGGGUUAGGAAUGAUUCUUCGGACGGCAGCCUAGCACGGCAUCGAGCACAUGUGUCGCCAGCAACAACCUGAUGACAAAC